Molecule: messenger RNA, 3294 nt
Organism: Cylas formicarius (sweet potato weevil)
Lineage: Eukaryota; Metazoa; Arthropoda; Insecta; Coleoptera; Brentidae
Product: prostatic acid phosphatase-like
Exons: 3
Coding region: 2184-3284 (366 amino acids)
Biological process (GO): dephosphorylation
Molecular function (GO): phosphatase activity
Source: RefSeq, a predicted model, not a curated record
UGAACAUGGUUUAUCUAAAUGAAAUCUAGAAAAUUGAAAUUUUAAUUUUGUUAAUUUUAAUUUAAAUUAUUUUAUCAGGUGUUGAAAAUGCCCUUUAUCAACUUAUUGACAAUAUGGUAAUCGCUUUAAAAACCCUUCCAAGACAUUACUCAGGAUAUUCUUAUAUUUAUAUUUAGGAUAUUUAUCAUAUAAAUUUUGUAGCUUUUCCUUAUGCAAUAUCUGGAGAUUUUUCAGGGCAUUCUAGCAAUUCAUUGUCGAUUUUGUCUCCAGGUCCAAUAAAAAUUAAAUUUUCAAUUAUCUGGAUUCCAUUUAAAUUUUCACUUUUUUACUGAUUGCUGAUGGAAUUGUAACAUUUUAAGAAUUGUAAUGGCAUCUUUUUUAAAUGGCGUUCCAUUUAAAAAAACAACUUGGUAUCGAUAUCUGCAAAAUGCACAAAAAAUACAAUGGAUGUGUGCGAGCAUUCUUCUUGAAAUCCAAUAUCUGAUUUUUAUUUUUAUUUUUUCAUAUUUUAACCGUUCACUGUAUAGAGAUCCUGUCUAUGUUGAUACAACCACCAGCAUGGCCGUUGACAGUUCGUCGUUUCAACAGAUUUUUAGUUUACAUGUUGCAUUUUUACGGCAGAUUUUUUUUUUCAAAAUUCAAUUUUCUGGGUGAGUGAAGUGUGUGGAGCUGUUUAGAAAUCCAGGUUACGAAAUCAGCCGUCCGAGGCGCAUCAAUGUUUACUAUACUAGAGUAACUAUAUUAUCUAAUACGUUAUAUGAGUUGUGGUGAUAAAAAGGAUCGCAACUAUAUAAAUCAACAAAACUAUAUAGUGCUGUCACAGAUAAAAGAUUUUUGCUACCUAUGCUGGGCGCAUUUGUAUAGAGAAAAUCUAGGCAAUAAACGUACUAUAAAUGAGCAAUAUAAAAAGACGUAGUACAAGAAUAAUAGCGACAUAAAGUAAGAAUAUGAACUGCCAAAAGUUGCAGUUUAAUUAAUUCUACAACACUAGCACGCAAGUCAGAUUUGUGCCCUAGGAUUGAAGACACAACAAUAUGGUGGGAGUCGUAACACUGUAUGUUCCAUUUCUCUACUUACUAACUACUAACUUUAAAACUCCUACAAGCUAAUUCUCUUCAAAGAAAAAAUAAUUCGCUGUCCCGUGGUUUUGAAUUUUCAACUCCGAAAUUCUGAAACUUUAGUAGUUGACUGUGAUAGAUCGCAAUCUACAUUACUCUAACACUAAUUUGAGGAGUGUUAGAUAAAAGGCAAUGAGCCUUAAAUAUUUUUACAGUUAAGCCACAAGUAAUUUAGGACCCAACCAUUUUCUAAUCCGGCAUGUAAAAUUGUUACUCAUCCCUUUAUUGGACUAUUCUAUACCUUCUAGAGGAAUCGGACCAUCAUUUUAAUUGAAUUCCAUGAGUGUUAUGCUUUUUGAAUGAAAUAUUGUUUAGCAUCAGCAGCAAGAAGGUUUAUUUAACAAAAGGACGCCUUAAUACUGUUCAUUUUCCAUUACAUUUAUCUGUGAAAGCAUAAGCAUAAGUAUUAAACAAUAGCAAUUACUGAACACACCUUUUUUUACAAAGAAAACUAUUUACAAAUAAAAAUAUUGUCUAAUAUAUUAAUUAUUACUAUUCAAUUGCUUUAAAAAUGCGUAGCUAAGCUUAAAUGUUUUUGCAGACAUAUCGACAUCUUCGGUUGCGAUGAGGCGAUAUAAAUCAACGUGCGUGAUUAAAACAUUAAAUAUUUUAUUGCUAAUGCGUCGAGUGGUUCACUUGAAAGCAGAAAAAAAAAACAAAUUAUGGAAAACAUAUUCGGACACGUGGCACUCGAUAUUAUUAUUGAGAGAAAAAAACGAAAUUAUUUUUUCUUUUAUCACUUCCGAACCGUCUGAACUAUUUUCACCAGAGCUGUAUCGAAGAUUAUAUUUUAUCAACAAUUACCACUAUCGUAGUUAUAGUAAGAAACCCUACCGUAGGGAGUUUAUGUUUUAUAAAAAAGAUUUGGCGAAAUUCAUCCAGUGGUGUACCCGAAUCGUGUUCGAGUAAUAAUCAGUUUCUUCCUAUAAUUACGCCACUGGUAACGUUUUCAUGACAUAACCGAAAACUCUUAGCUCCACCGGUAUCAAGAGCUGCUUUAUCUACGCAGAUAAGUCGCAUGUUAAAUGCUGGAUCAAAUUGAAAUAUCGGUUAGUUGAAUCGAUCAUGAGAUAUUUGCCGCGUCACUGUAUACUGUACCUUUUCUGGGGAUUUGUGUCGGUAGUUUCAUUUACGGAAAACGAUGGUGGCACACUACAGGGAGUAGCUGUGUUGUUCAGACACGGAGACCGAUCGCCGAUGGACACAUGGCCCAAUGAUCCAUACUAUGGGAACUCGACUCUAUGGCCUGACGGCUACGGUCAGUUGAACAACAAAGGCAAGCGACGUCACUUCGAGUUGGGAAAGUGGUUUCGGAACAGGUACGACGGCUUUCUACCGUCGAGGUACAACAGCAGCGACAUCUACGUGAGAUCCACCGACGUGGACAGGACGUUGAUGUCGGCCGAGUGUAAUCUGGCCGGUCUAUACUCGCCGCAAGACGAUCAGGUGUGGGAUGUCGACAUUGGUUGGCAACCCGUACCCGUUCACACCGUAACUUACGAUUCUGACAACGUUCUGGCAUUCGGCGCGCCUUGUCCUAAACACGACCUCUUGGAGGAACAACUGAAAGCCAGCGAUGAAAUCCAAGAAAUAUUAAACGAACACAAAGACACGUUGGACGCGAUAGGAGCCGCGUCAGGCUAUGGAGACAUGGACCUGCGGAAAGUAUCGAAGAUAUUCUCCACUGUCACAAUCUACAGGGGUUUUAACCUGACGUUGCCUGGUUGGACCGAAGAUUACUGGCCACAGAUCCAAGAGCUGGCGGCCAUCAAGUUCAAACUGCACACCUACACUCCAGAAAUGGCGCGUCUGAGAACUGGAUUAUUUUUCCGCUACCUGGUGGACUAUUUUCGACGCGUGGAAGGGGGCGAAGGCACUAAAUUUCUGAUGCUAAGCGCCCACGACGAUACCAUAGCCGAUGUCACCAACGCUAUGGGUACGUAUAUGGACGCGGUGCCCGAAUUCGCAUCGUCGGUCCUAUGGGAGGUUAGGGCUGGAGAUGAUCGGGUCUACGUUAGUGUAUAUUUCAAGAAUAGCACCGCAUUUGUGCAGCUUAAGGUGUACGAUUGCGAUCUCAAUUGUGGUUUGGACGAUUUCGAAGACGUCAUGGCAUCGAUAUUGGUCGACGACGAUCAACAAUGGACGGACGAGUGUCAGAAUAACUAAUAGAAGAGUU